AUGUCCUACACCAACGUUGCCUCCGCCGCACCGCAUAACGGAACGCUAAGUUUACCAAUCCUCAAGUUCUCGUAUACAACAACUCCUACGGACCGCACUGCUCCGUUGGCAUGGACACAUCUAUCUGGUGGCUCUGACCUGUUGGCUAGUUUCUCUUCCAUACGUGUGAGAGACGAGUCCUCGAAGUGGACAAGGGAGAGCAAGCUGCUGAAAAUCAUGAAAGGGCGGGAAGUGCUGGAAGAGCUUGACCUGGGUUUACUCGCACAGAGAGGAGCCUUGCCAUCUGCGGGAGAUGGUAAGGUGCCAGUGGCUAUCAUUGUGAAAGUCCCAUGUCUAGCUAUACGGUAUCAAUCCACUGCUAAUCAGACACGUCGGUUCCAAGUGAAAUUUGCUUCAGUAGCAGACUACAACCAAGCCGUAGCCGUACUGAAAGAAGCAAAAUGUCCGGUUACCGAGCCACCGGCAUCAAUAAUACAGUCUUCACCAUUUACGACUCCAGCACUAGGGUCCGGGUAUGCAGGGACGGCCCCUCGUAAUGUCCCGCCAACCCCAGAAUCGAUAAUAACACCCUCGUGUUAUUAUACGGAUGGUUUGAGCACUCGACCGGCCUCAUCAACAUUUGUAGAAACACGGCCGUCAUCUAUGGAAUCGUCGAUGACUCUUCCAAACUUGCCUAUGGCUCGCCCAAGCUCGGGCAUUGCACUGUCCCAUUUCCCAAAGCAGCCACGGACGCCCGCACAAGCAGAAGCACAAGCACAAGCACAAGCACAAGCACAAGCACAAGUACAGGGACAGACCGAACCAACUCCUCGGCCAUCAAUAGCGCCGACAUUUCUCACUUCAGAGUCCCUCAGCCAGCUUCUGCCGCCAAAGCGAGAACUGCCAUUUGCAAAGGCAAAGAAGAGGCCUGCUCAAAGAUCUCCAUCAAGGGCACCUAACCCCAAGAAAACAGGCAAAGUUGGCCAGGGAAGGGAUGGCCAGCAUGAUGCUUGCGCCGCAGCUGCAGAGAAUAUAGCCAGAACAGCGCAUACAUCAACGACGGGACCGAGCGUACAGGACGCCAGCCACACACCGGUGAGGGGCAAAGAAGGUGAGAAAGAAGGGGAACCAGACCGUGAGAUUCCAAGGUCCCUCCUUCCAUCUCCGAGCAUUUCGCCGCAGAAGGGAGGGGCCGACGGAGGCGAAGACAGGGUGCAAAAAGACACGAUCACCAUCACGGAUGGCGCAGCUGUGGGUGAGAUGGGCAUCGGCUGCUCCAGGAGCACGGACCUCCUGCCAUUUAUCCGUGAAGAUCUGUCGAACUACGCUUCGCGCCCGACCACCGAACGAUCCGAUCUGAUUGAGUCGUGGGUAUGUCAGCAAUUGCAAAACGACUCGUUCAUCACGCUCUGCCAGGACAUGGAGGGAGUCUGGAAGCGACUUGCAUUUGGAUUCUGA
Messenger RNA from Nannizzia gypsea CBS 118893, 1437 nucleotides. RefSeq lists its product as hypothetical. The transcript is spliced from 4 exons. Gene Ontology annotation, biological process: reciprocal meiotic recombination. The coding region runs from base 1 to 1437 and encodes 478 amino acids. The record is from RefSeq and is a predicted model, not a curated record. Lineage: Eukaryota; Fungi; Ascomycota; Eurotiomycetes; Onygenales; Arthrodermataceae.